AUGGCGAAACCAACCCAACUCAAAGAAGAGGGCAACCGCCGCUUCCAAGCGGGCGACUACGUGAUGGCCGAGGCCCUUUAUUCCCAGGCCCUCAUCUCCGACCCGCACAACCCCGCGCUCUACACCAACCGCGCGAUGGCGCGCCUGCGCCUCUCCCAAUGGGACAGCGCCGUGGCCGACGGCGCCGCCUGCCUGGCCCUCGCGCCCGACAGCAUGAAGGCGCACUACUCGCUGUCGCAGGCGCACCUGGCGCUGCGGGCGCACGACGACGCCCUGCGCCACGCGCUGCGCGCCCACGCAUUGUGUGUGGCGUCGUCGGCGGACCACAAGAGCCUGGGGCCGAUCACCACGCACGUGCUGCGGUGUAAGAAGGAGCGGUGGGAGGAGUUGGAGAGGCGGAGGGUCAGGGAAAGGAGUGGGUUGGAGGGGGAGGUGCUGGGGUUGUUGGAGGAGAGGAGGGGGGUCGCGCUGAGGGAGGCCGAGGCCGCGGGGUUGGAUGAGGGUGGGAGACGGGAGGUGGAGGAGGAGUGGCGGGAGAAGAUGGAGGCGAUGCGCGAUGUGUUUGAGAAGGCGCGUCCGAGUGCUGAGAAGAGGAGGGAGGUGCCGGACUGGGCUGUGGACGAUAUCAGCUUCUGCGUGAUGGUUGAUCCGGUUAUUACCAAAACCGGCAAGUCCUACGAGCGCGCCUCCAUCGUCGAGCAUCUGCGUCGCCAGCCGCAAGAUCCCCUGACCCGGGAGCCGCUGUACGCUUCCGAGCUGAGGCCGAACCUCGAUCUCAAGCAGGCCUGCGACGAGUUCCUACAGGAGAACGGCUGGGCGGCAGACUGGUAG
Messenger RNA from Chaetomium fimeti, 831 nucleotides. RefSeq lists its product as uncharacterized. Gene Ontology annotation, cellular component: cytoplasm. The coding region runs from base 1 to 831 and encodes 276 amino acids. The transcript has 3 exons. Gene Ontology annotation, biological process: cellular response to misfolded protein; protein quality control for misfolded or incompletely synthesized proteins; proteasome-mediated ubiquitin-dependent protein catabolic process. The record is from RefSeq and is a predicted model, not a curated record. NCBI's taxonomy places the organism in Eukaryota, Fungi, Ascomycota, Sordariomycetes, Sordariales, Chaetomiaceae. Gene Ontology annotation, molecular function: ubiquitin protein ligase activity; protein-folding chaperone binding.